AUGGAGGCGGUUGCUGAGCGUUACUUCAAUAUUGGUGAUAUGAAGUCAGCAGCGACUUUUUAUGGCAACCUAAUGAUGCUACAUCCACGGUAUGUGAAGAUGGCUCGUAUAUGUAGAGUUCUUGCAGAUCCCUCAGCGGUGCCGCUACCGCACCGCUAUGCAGAUGUAGUAGAAGCCCUUUUAGAGCCUUCCAUCACGCCGGAAGCCCUCUUUGGUGCGGAUACAACUCCUGCAGAUGUUAACAAGGCAUAUCAACGUUGGACACUAUUAGUCCAUCCUGACAAAAAUCCCUACCCAAGGGCUGGUGAUGCAUUCAAUCGACUCGUCUCUUUAAGGACUAAUGCAUUGGAGUUAGUUAGUGCACGAAAAAAGCGGCCGAACUCUGAACCUAUUGGGAGAGAAGAUCAUGACAGAAGAGGAAAUCGUCAGCAUAAAAAGGGCGGUUCUCCCGCUGCACCAGGUCGAUCAAGUGAAAACAACACGUCUUCCUUAAGAGCUGCUGAGAUCGACAUGACUAUCUCCGAAUUAAAAAAGGUUCAGGUGACUCUCAAGUCAUUGAAGCGCAAAAACAUUGACGAUAGUGAGCUCCCAGAACUGAGUGUUUCCCUCCGGGGCGUGCGGGAACGUCGAUUCCUCACACAUCCCACAAGUCCACUCGCCUCCACCGCCCCAGACGUCCCCACGUGGGACCUCGCCUCCGACGCACGUACCUCUCCAUACCCCACCACUACUAAUACUACUGCCAAUACUGCAACUACUACUAGUACUACUGCACCAACAACAACUACUACUAGUAGUAGUAGCACUACUACCGCCACUCAUAGUAACAACCGCGUGGUACCGUCACCGCCACCGUCACCGCCGAAUGUGAGCGGCGAAGAGGCGCCAUCGCGUGUGUCAACUGCGAAGCCUUCGCGCCAACCUCCUCCACAAACAGGAACUGUUCGUGGGGAGCAAAAUACAGACAAGGUGUCUGAAAGGGUGCAGUCACAGCAAAAAGUUGAUGUAAAGAAAAAGGCAGGUUCAGCAGGGAAGGAGGGACAAACAAUAAAAAAUGACGCCAAGCAGCCGCAAGAGGUCACCAUAGAUAAAAAUCGUUCGACUCGUAAGACGGCUACAGACGAGGGCACAAAGGUGGCAACAACAGAUGCGCAGAGUAGAAAGAGCGAUACCAGACAUUCGCAAGAGACUAUAGUGGAAAAGAAUCGCUCUCAUCGCAAGACAGAUGGGAGCGAAAACAAAAAAAUAAUAAGUAAAGAUGUGCAGAGCACAAAACGUGAACCGAAAGAUUCGCAAGAAACUAUAGUGGAAAAGAAUCGCUCUCGUCGCAGAUCAGGUGCAGGUGAGAAUACAAAGAAUCAAGCCAAAGAGACUCAAGAUGUAGUAGGAGAGAAAAAUCGCUCGCGUCGCAAGACAGAUGUAAGCGAGAACGCAAAAGUAACCGCUACAAAUGCGCAAAUCACAAAAGAUGAACCCCAAGAACCGCAAGAGGAAAUUACCGAAGAUGAUCACUCGUGUCGCAAGACCGAUGCUAAUGAGAAGAGAAAUUUGUCAUCAAUGGAUGACCAGUGCGUAGAUAAUGAUGUCCAACAGUUGCAAUUGGAUGUUCCUCUCUCACAAACUGUAUCCACAGUUUCAGACGAGGUUUCAUUUGUCGAUGUGGCGAGAGAAAGUAUUAAUGGAUUGAUCCGAGACCUUGAGGAGAUCAAGUUAAAUCGGGUUCCUUUGAGGUUAAACUGUGACCUUUCAUUUGCUGCAUAUGAGCGGGAAAAGUUACAACGGGAAGCAUCUUGUAGCGAGAAAAAGUCAUCGCUGUGA
Molecule: messenger RNA, 1818 nt
Organism: Trypanosoma theileri
Lineage: Eukaryota; Euglenozoa; Kinetoplastea; Trypanosomatida; Trypanosomatidae
Exons: 1
Coding region: 1-1818 (605 amino acids)
Source: RefSeq, a predicted model, not a curated record